This is a messenger RNA of Scomber scombrus (Atlantic mackerel), 1962 nucleotides long. RefSeq names its product tubulin alpha chain-like. The transcript is spliced from 4 exons. Gene Ontology annotation, cellular component: cytoplasm; microtubule. Bases 412 to 1770 code for a protein of 452 amino acids. Gene Ontology annotation, molecular function: structural constituent of cytoskeleton; GTP binding. NCBI's taxonomy places the organism in Eukaryota, Metazoa, Chordata, Actinopteri, Scombriformes, Scombridae. The record is from RefSeq and is a predicted model, not a curated record. Gene Ontology annotation, biological process: microtubule cytoskeleton organization; mitotic cell cycle.
GCAAGUUAGCUCGGUGUAAUGGUGUUUAUUUCAUACUGCCUCCCAAUCAAUAUAUAUGACAAUGUAAAUGAUUUACUUUCACAGGCAUAGGCAAAGAUCGUGUCUCUCGGAUUGCUCAAUAUUAUGCUAAGACUGCUGAGUCACGGCCAGAGAGAAGGGGUGGUGCACGGCAAAGUGAGGAGAACAGGAAAAGACAACUCAUUGUCGACCACAUUCAGUCCUUCACCUGCAGGGCCAGCCAUCAUGGUCGGAGAGGAGCACCAGGCCGCAAGUAUCUCCCCCAGUGACUUGGAGCAUGGAACAUGGUGUCCAUGCUCAUUAAACUGGGGAGAGGAAGUCCAACAGGAUGUUCCUGUGGCAGAACCCUGGGCGAAACGUUUCACUGAAACAGAUCCUUAAUGGACAACCGACAUGUUUCCUCGUGAGUGUAUUUCCAUCCAUGUCGGCCAAGCCGGAGUCCAGAUGGGCAAUGCCUGCUGGGAGCUGUACUGCCUGGAGCAUGGUAUCCAGCCGGACGGUCAGAUGCCCAGUGACAAGACCAUCGGAGGUGGAUCGGACUCCUUCAACACCUUCUUCAUUGAGACUGGAGCUGGCAAGCAUGUUCCCAGAGCCGUCUUUGUGGACUUGGAGCCAACUGUCAUCGAUGAAGUGCGUACAGGAACCUACCGUCAGCUCUUCCACCCUGAGCAGCUGAUCACCGGAAAGGAAGAUGCUGCCAACAACUACGCCAGAGGUCACUACACAGUCGGCAAGGAGAUCAUCGACCUGGUUCUUGACAGGACCCGUAAACUGGCUGACCAGUGCACAGGGCUCCAGGGUUUCCUCAUCUUCCACUCCUUCGGAGGAGGUACCGGCUCCGGCUUCACCUCCCUGCUGAUGGAGCGUCUCUCUGUCGACUACGGCAAGAAGUCCAAGCUACAGUUUGCAGUUUACCCAGCUCCCCAGGUGUCCACAGCAGUGGUGGAGCCCUACAACUCCAUCUUGACCACCCACACCACUCUAGAGCACGCUGACUGCGCCUUCAUGGUUGACAACGAGGCCAUCUACGACAUCUGCCGCAGGAACCUGGACAUCGAGCGUCCCAGCUACACCAACCUGAACAGGCUGAUUGGACAGAUCGUCUCCUCCGUCACCGCCUCACUUCGCUUCGACGGCGCCUUGAAUGUGGACCUGACAGAGUUCCAGACCAACUUGGUGCCCUACCCUCGUAUCCACUUCCCUCUGGCCACCUACGCCCCCGUCAUCUCAGCAGAGAAGGCUUAUCAUGAGCAGUUGUCUGUCGCUGACAUCACAAACGCCUGCUUCGAGCCCGCCAACCAGAUGGUGAAGUGCGACCCCCGUCACGGCAAGUACAUGGCUUGCUGCCUGCUGUACCGUGGUGAUGUGGUGCCCAAAGACGUCAACUCUGCCAUCACGACCAUCAAAACAAAGCGCACCAUCCAGUUUGUGGACUGGUGUCCCACAGGUUUCAAGGUUGGCAUCAACUACCAGCCUCCCACUGUGGUUCCUGGAGGAGACCUGGCCAAGGUACAGAGGGCUGUGUGCAUGCUGAGCAACACCACCGCCAUCGCUGAGGCCUGGGCUCGUCUCGACCACAAGUUUGACCUGAUGUACGCCAAGAGGGCCUUCGUCCACUGGUAUGUAGGAGAGGGCAUGGAGGAGGGAGAGUUCUCUGAGGCCAGAGAGGACAUGGCUGCCCUGGAGAAGGAUUAUGAAGAGGUUGGCACCGACAGCCUUGGAGAUGAGGAGGAUGAAGGCGAGGAGUAUUAAGAAGGAAAGCAACAUCCGCAGCUCACCAGGGCUUUAUUUCAGUCCGCUGCUGUCGAAAAAAGAAAACCAAGAGGUUUUCAGUUCUCCGUAAUGUUGGACUCAUUCCUUUUUGUUAUUUAAAAAAUUAAUAAAAAUCUGCACAUUCAGAGUUCAGUGCCUCUCAUGCAAACCUAAUAAAAGAACAUGAAGUCA